Molecule: messenger RNA, 908 nt
Organism: Microcebus murinus (gray mouse lemur)
Lineage: Eukaryota; Metazoa; Chordata; Mammalia; Primates; Cheirogaleidae
Source: RefSeq, a predicted model, not a curated record
AGCCCGCAGAGCCUGACGGAGAGGCGGGCACUGGGCAUGCGCGGAGCGAGCGCGCGCUGCCCGGCUCCGGGCUCCGAGGGAAUCCGAUGGUCCGCGCUUUCCAGUCAGCCGCCGGGCGGAGCAGGGAGCCCGGGCCGCGCCGGGCGGGAGGAGGCGGAGAAGGAAGAGGGCUCUCCUGUCCUCCUGGGAGUUGGUGGACGGAUGUCCCACAAAAAUCUGAGGUAACCGUCUGUGUCCAUCAGGUGACUCAAGCUUACCAGAGCCUCACCUGGGCUCACCUCAGAGCAGAAGGUCGGGGGAGGGGCCCCCUCAGAGAAAUUGCCUCAGAAUGUCGGCGCUGGGGAGUCACCCCGCGGCUCCUGGCAGGUGACGCGUCGGCCCGCGCACCUGUGGUAGGUGCGGGGCUACCGCCGCGGGCGACCCCCGGGCCUGCCUGCUCGGCGCGCGGGGACGCAGGGCCAGGCCAGCGCCCUGGUGGCCCCGACCUCCGACCCCGGGGGGACCGAGACCUCAGACCCACGAGAGGGACCCCAGACGGCCCACCCUCAGGGGAUGCGCCCCCGGCGGUCCCCGGGCUGGGCAGCCCACAGACGCCGAGCCCAGUAGAGCUGGCCGGAGCGGCGCCGCCCGCCCGCUUGUUGAUACAAGUUGAUAAAAGAUAUCACCUGUUGAUAAAAGUUCCCUCACUGAUCUCCCUGCAACGCAGGCCAGUUAAAAGGACCCUGUUUAUUGAAAAAAUGAACCAAAUGUGUAAAAACUUUCUGUGAGUUCAGUACCAUCUUUGUGUUCCACCGUGGAGAACAAACUCCUCUCCCGAAGUUAACGAACGAACAACAACACAGUCCUAAAAGUUGGGUUCUGGUUUGGAAGCUUGUAUCAGCCACCAAGAAGCCUGUCCACCUUUCCAG